Metarhizium album ARSEF 1941 is the source of this 3762-nucleotide messenger RNA. RefSeq names its product Histone-lysine N-methyltransferase, H3 lysine-4 specific. The record is from RefSeq and is a predicted model, not a curated record. The transcript has 3 exons. NCBI's taxonomy places the organism in Eukaryota, Fungi, Ascomycota, Sordariomycetes, Hypocreales, Clavicipitaceae. Gene Ontology annotation, cellular component: Set1C/COMPASS complex. Gene Ontology annotation, molecular function: histone H3K4 methyltransferase activity; nucleic acid binding; protein binding. The coding region runs from base 1 to 3762 and encodes 1253 amino acids.
AUGACUCGGCCGCCUCUAGGCGUGAGUUUCGCGCAGUUCUUUCCAAACGCUCCAAGGGUGAGAGCAGAAGCCCAAGGCCGGGCGGAUCGCGAGCGAUCACGGCGCAAUAGCAUUCAAGGAGGCGAUUCGUACUCAGAUCCCGCUGCCGGCGCGCUGAACACGAACGCAACCGGUUUUGCUCGGCCGUCACACUCUAAUAUCCCAUCGGAUGCUCCCCAUCCACAAAACGACGAUCACGACACUCCUCUGGGAGACAUACUGAGUGCCGUCGGAUCAGCCAGCUCGCAUACGAGCUCUGCGUCCUCUGUUUGUAGCGCCUCACAAAAGCAAACCAAAACGACGGCCUCAUCUCUUAUAUCCGCAAGAACGACCCCUCUUACCGCUCCAGACUCAUCGUCCUACUCGCCCGUCCCCUCGUCUUUAAAGCCAGAUAUGCCGCCACUGGAAGCAGCCGACCAAGGCUCGGGACACAGUCAUGAUGCAAGUCUAACUCAAGGCCGAAAUGGUCUUGACUCUGUCGCUACCCAACAUGUUGAUCGCCCGUCGGCUCGAGAUCCACUUCCAUCUGUCAAAGGCCUGAUAUGUACAUAUGAUCCGAUACUCGAUCGAGCACGGAAUAAAGGGGCCGGCAAAGGUUCCAAACCGACAUAUGCAGAAUUUGGAUGGAACGAUGACGCCCCCCCUUCCGACCCGCGUCUGCAAAAGGCUGGGGGUCGGCUUGGCUACAUCAAUACCGACUAUUACCUACCCAAAGCUCGAUUGCGCCCUGCGCCAGAAAAUCUGAAACCUUAUCCCUAUGACCUGAAGACAUCCAUCGGGCCCGGCCCACCGACGCAGAUUAUCGUGACGCGCUACAACCCUCUGGUUCCCUUCAACAAAGUGACGGCUGUCUUCGCAACAUUCGGAGAUAUUGCGGAGAGCAGCAACAAAAUGCAUCCUGAUACAGGCUGCUACCUUGGUUUUGCGACCAUUCGCUAUCGUGACUCUAAGCGCUCAGGACGACCAGCUGUCUCAGCAAUUGAUGCCGCUCGCCGUGCCGUGCGGGCCCGUGGUAUCAAGAUCGAUUCAGACAUAGUCAAGGUGGAAUAUGAUCCAGAGGGGCGUAAGAGUCGACGAAUGCUGGAAGAACACCUCAAAAGAGAGAGAGAGAAACACAACAAGGAGAAGCUGGCUAGGGAGCAAGCCACUUCUAAAGCGCCUCCAACAGGUCCAAAAUCUUCAGCCCUGGCGGCGCCUUUCGUGCGACCUCCCCCGACAGCACCCAAGGGACCGACUGGGCCGAGGCCAACACCUACAACAGUAGCACCGCCCCCCAGCGCAACGACAGCCAUCAGGUCACAAGGCCCUAUCGAGUCGCAAAAUAUUUCAAGUCAAUUGGACAAUGACCCUUAUAUCUUUAUCUCUUCUGAAGAUGUGCCAAUAUUACCCAGCAUCGUACCGCACAUGAAGAAACGGCUGAAGAAUUACGGGUUCGAAGAAAUUCGUCUCGACCGUACCGGCUUCUACGUCAUCUUCCGAAGCUCGUUCACAGGGAAAUCGGAAGCUGAACGAUGCUACCGAGCCGUCAAUCAUACCGAGUUUUUCAACUAUGAUAUGGCCAUGCAGCUUUGUUUGCCGAGACCGACUCGUGGUGCAGACUCUGAACGCAGACGCAGUCCUUCUCCGCCACCCACAAGAGAUAGGGAAAGGGACAAGGAGAUGCUAGCACGGCGACGAUAUGAGGAAAUGAAGCGGCGUCGACGAGAAGAGGAAGCGGACCUCGAAGAAGAAAAGAAGCAGAGAGCUAAGAACUUUGAUCCUGUCUUCGAGGCCGUGGAGGCGGUCCGUCGAGAAAUGACGGAGCACCUGAUACGGCAUAUUCGGACACAGGUCGCUGCGCCAUGCCUCUCUGACUUUCUCGAUCCUUCUAACCACGUCGCCAAGAGACGAAAAUUCAACCUAGACCAGAUUGAUGAUGAUGAAGACGACGAUGGCAAUAGCCCAAGAGUUGGGACACCAAAUUCAGGAACGGAUCCAAUCGAGCGACGAACAGGGCGCCUUGAGCCAAGAACGUUACCCCGGAUACGAAAGGUCAAGGCCAAGGGCCACCGCAAUAUGUUUGUUGAUCCCUUCUCACGGAAGCGUCAGUCUGCUGGAAGAAGUGCGUUUCGUUCCUUGCACCAUCGUCUCAAGAGUCUGGACAGCGAUUUCGAGUCCGAUGAUGAUACUGAUGCUAGAGCGCUGGCUGCUCGUGACACCGAGGAGCCUGAAUCGCGACCUAGAAGUCGCAUGAGUACGGAUGACGAAUUUGGCUCUUGGGGUCGUGGUGGAGACGACGACUCUAUGACAGAAUCCAGCCUGGCUAUUUUAGAUCGACCAUCAUUAAAGAAAAGGAAGUUGGAAACUUCUAUCGAGAAGGCUUUUAAGCGACAAAAGAAAUCUGAUGAAGAGCUUUUCAGUGUAAAAAUUAGCCACAUCGAUACAGAUAUCGAUGGACGCGGGGCAUCUACAGAUAUUGGUGCCGAUGUUGAUCUCCUAGGUGAGCUUGACAGCGGUGCGUCCAGAUCCGUGACGCCAAUUCCCCAAACUUUGAAAGGCGCCAAGAAGAAGAUAGGAAGGCCGAAGAAGAAAACCAAAAAGCAGCUCUUAGAAGAGCAAGAAGCACUGAAGAAGCAACAAGAGCCAGAGCUCGGCGAUGAAGGCGACGAGGAGAUAUCUUUGCCUGCCAAGGUGGAGGAGGCGAGCAUCCCGAAAGUCGAUGCACCUAUCGACAAGUAUGAUGAGCGACUAUUCUCUACCACACCUCUCACCGCUGCUCUCGUAUUGCCUGAUGGUUUCAAGCCCGACAUUACGGCAUUGCAAAAGCUAGCUCUUGGAAUCAGAGAUAAGCCCGAUGUGGCUAAACUGCAAAAGAAGUUUAGCAUUGCGGAUGUUGGAAAUGCCGAGCUUUGGUUAUGGAAGCGCAACCGAGUGAGAGAACUAAACUCGAAGAACAAGUCCUUCGACCAUCCGGUGUCCAUAGAAGGAUAUUACGUUCCAAAUGCCACAGGCUGUGCCCGCACAGAAGGAGUCAAGAAGAUUCUCAACUCUGAAAAAUCAAAAUACCUGCCACAUCAUAUCAAAGUGCAGAAAGCUCGACAAGAACGCCAGGCCCGCUCCAAGAGAAAUGGUAAAGACUGUGCCCAUGCUGCCACUGAAGCAGCCAAGAUUGCAGCUGAGAAAAUAGCCAAGGGCAAUUCCCGUGCCAAUCGGGCCACAAACCGUCGUUACGUUGCUGAUCUGAAUGAUCAAAAGAAGACGCUCGGGCAGGACUCUGACGUCUUCAAGUUCAAUCAGCUUAAGAAGCGAAAGAAGCCAGUCAAGUUUGCUCGAUCUGCUAUUCACAACUGGGGUCUCUAUGCCAUGGAAAACAUCAACAAGGACGACAUGAUUAUCGAGUACGUGGGCGAGGAAGUCCGUCAACAAAUCGCGGAAAUACGGGAGAACCGUUAUCUCAAGAGCGGUAUUGGGAGUAGCUACCUUUUUCGGAUCGAUGAUGAUACUGUCAUUGAUGCAACCAAGAAGGGGGGCAUUGCACGAUUUAUUAAUCACAGCUGCAUGCCGAACUGUACAGCCAAGAUAAUCAAGGUCGAAGGAAGUAAGAGAAUUGUCAUAUAUGCCCUCCGUGACAUUGCAAUGAACGAAGAAUUGACGUAUGACUACAAAUUCGAGCGAGAAAUUGGCAGCUUGGAUCGUAUCCCAUGUCUCUGCGGCACCGCAGCUUGCAAGGGCUUCCUUAACUGA